Molecule: messenger RNA, 1294 nt
Organism: Topomyia yanbarensis
Lineage: Eukaryota; Metazoa; Arthropoda; Insecta; Diptera; Culicidae
Product: zinc finger protein 239-like
Exons: 2
Coding region: 293-1267 (324 amino acids)
Biological process (GO): regulation of transcription by RNA polymerase II
Molecular function (GO): RNA polymerase II cis-regulatory region sequence-specific DNA binding; DNA-binding transcription factor activity
Source: RefSeq, a predicted model, not a curated record
UCUAUAUGAAAUGCUAACACUGGCCAAUAAAAAGUAAACAAAACUUUGCGAGUCUUAAAUUGUGAUGAUUGUUAUAUAGUAGUUUUAGCUUUCUAGUAUAACUGUAAAUCAGAGCAACGAUUUUUUUGGAAUAGUGGUAAAUAGCUACAUAAGGUAACUUCAAAAACUCAAUGUCCCUAAUUGAUUGAUAUAUGGACAUGACCUGUUAAAAGGUAUACAAAUGUAACAACAACAGGAUACUGUGAGCUAAUAAAUUAUAAUUACGUGCUCGGCAUCCAGCUACAUCAUCGCCAUGGAUCAACAAAAACAAAAAUAUGAUGAGAGCGAAACAGGAGAACCUGCUAAAUUCAAUCCCUCUGUUCAGAUAAAGAUGGAAGAAAUCGAAAUAAUAAAUGUAAAGGUUAAAAUAGAACCUGAACAGCAGACAGACAUAAGGCUAUUAAAAGGGAAUUUUUGCAGCAAGUUGAAUGAAAGUCCUUAUAAAUGUGAAACGUGUGGAAAACACUUUCCUAGGCGCAAUCGGCUCAACGAACAUAUGAAAAGUCACAAUGCUAGAACUCACAAAUGUGACGUGUGUGAGAAAGCAUUUCAUAGACUCAGCCAGCUUAAUGUACACAAAAAAACUCACUCGGAUGAAAAACCAUACAAAUGUGAAUUCUGUGGAAAGAGACUUCGUACGCGCAGCAAGCUGAAAAUACACACGGAUACUCACUCAGACAAGAAAUACUACUGUGAAGUGUGUGGGAAAGCUUAUUCUACACCCAGCAAUCUCGUGACUCACAAGGAAAUCCACAUGAAGGAAAUUUCCUACCACUGUGAUGUAUGUGGAAAAGAAGUUUCCUCACGCAGCAAACUUGUAUACCAUAGGCAAAUUCACACAACCGGAAAACCCUACAAAUGUGACAUCUGUAGGAAAGACUUUCGUCUGCCCGGUCAGCUUAGAGCACAUUCACUUUCUCACACAGAUAAUAAAAAUCACAGCUGUGAAGUGUGUGGAAAGGAAUUCAAAUUUCGCGGUGGCUUAGAACGUCAUUUGCGAAUUCACACAAAUGAAAAACCGUACAAAUGUGAACUUUGUGGUAGACAAUUUCGUCAAAGCAGCAUCCUCAACAUCCAUAUGUAUAUUCACACCGGUGAGAAGCCCUACGGCUGUGAUGUGUGCGGAAAAGAAUUUCGGUAUCGCAAUUUACUCGCUCUUCAUAGGUCAGAUCACACCACAUCCCCGAAUAGGUAUGAAUUGAAGGGUGAUGAACUAGACGAGCACUAGACGAAUAAAUAUAUUUUUGUAAAUCUA